CUGGCCUCCCAGGGCGGGCAAGGAGAACAGCCGCGGGGGAGGGCACACUCCAGGCCCGGACGCCCUACCCAGCAGCAUAGUGACACUCCACGGUGCAGACUCCUGCAGCGGGUGCGCGCAUUUGGCGCGUCCGGGCGCCCCUGCAGGUGAAGUUCUCCCCCGACUGGCCAUUCUUGGGGGCGCGGGGCCCCGCCCCCGUGACGUCAAUCCAGGGCCUGACAGUUGAAGCUGUUCUGAUCGGUUGCUCGGGAGACCAGGGUACACAGAGAGGACUGGCCUCCGUCCCCAGGCCGAAGAAGCGCUGUCCCAGUCCCCCGUCCGCUGUCCGCUCCUGGGACUCGCAGGCCCCGGGCAGAGGAGCCAGGUCGCCCCGCGCUGUGGCCAGCGGAGAGCUUCAGGCACCAUGAGUCAGAGGCAGGUGCUGCAAGUGUUCGAGCAGUACCAGAAAGCCCGGACCCAGUUCGUGCAGAUGGUGGCAGAGCUGGCGACCAGACCCCAGAACAUCGAGACCCUGCAGAACGCGGGUGUAAUGUCUUUGCUGAGGCCUCUUCUUCUGGACGUGGUCCCAACAAUUCAGCAGACUGCUGCUCUGGCUCUCGGGAGGCUGGCUAAUUAUAAUGACGACCUAGCGGAAGCAGUUGUCAAGGGCGACAUUCUCCCACAGCUUGUUUAUUCAUUGGCAGAACAGAAUCGUUUCUACAAGAAAGCGGCUGCCUUUGUGUUGCGAGCAGUUGCUAAGCACUCUCCUCAGCUAGCUCAGGCCAUCGUUGAUUGUGGAGCCCUGGAUACACUGGUGAUAUGCUUGGAAGAUUUUGACCCUGGAGUCAAAGAAUCUGCAGCCUGGGCUCUUGGAUAUAUUGCAAGACAUAAUGCAGAACUGUCACAAGCUGUGGUGGGUGGAGCAGUUCCUCUGUUAGUACUUUGUAUCCAGGAGCCAGAAAUUGCUUUGAAAAGGAUUGCUGCUUCAGACCUCAGUGAUAUUUCAAAGCAUUCGCCAGAGUUAGCACAGACAGUAGUGGAUGCAGGAGCUAUUGCUCACUUAGCUCAGAUGAUUCUGAACCCGGAUGCUAAAUUGAAGCGUCAGGUCCUUUCAGCUCUCAGUCAGAUUGCAAAACAUUCUGUGGAUCUGGCCGAAAUGGUGGUUGAAGCAGAGAUUUUUCCAGUUGUACUUACCUGCCUGAAGGACAAAGAUGAAUAUGUGAAGAAAAAUGCUUCUACUUUAAUUCGAGAGAUUGCAAAACAUACACCCGAGCUCUCGCAGCUGAUAGUGAACGCGGGAGGAGUCGCGGCCGUGAUUGACUGCAUCGGGUCUUGCAAAGGAAACAUACGGCUGCCUGGCAUCAUGAUGCUUGGUUACGUGGCGGCUCAUUCUGAGAACCUGGCGAUGGCGGUGAUCAUUAGCAAGGGUGUGCCCCAGUUGUCAGUCUGCUUGUCAGAAGAACCAGAGGAUCACAUUAAGGCUGCCACUGCCUGGGCCUUGGCACAGAUCGGGAGACACACUCCGGAGCAUGCACGGGCCGUCGCAGUCACAAACAUUCUGCCCGUGCUGCUUUCUUUGUACAUGUCGGCAGAAAGCUCUGAGGAUCUUCAAGUAAAAGUGCUGCCACAUGACAGCAAAGCUCGCCGACUGUUUGUAACAAGUGGUGGACUUAAAAAGGUUCAAGAGAUAAAAGCAGAACCUGGGUCUCUUCUACAAGAAUACAUCAAUAGCAUUAACAACUGCUACCCAGAGGAAAUAGUAAGGUAUUAUUCUCCUGGAUAUUCAGAUACACUUUUGCAAAGAGUGGACAGCUAUCAACCACUUAUUAACUAAGCAAAUUUACAUUUAUAUAUUCAAAUUCACAGCAGAGUAAUUAUGAGUAAUAGUUAAAUAAAGGUCUUUCUAAAUAUUUGAA
Molecule: messenger RNA, 1895 nt
Organism: Myotis brandtii (Brandt's bat)
Lineage: Eukaryota; Metazoa; Chordata; Mammalia; Chiroptera; Vespertilionidae
Product: sperm-associated antigen 6-like
Biological process (GO): neuron projection extension; sperm axoneme assembly; epithelial cilium movement involved in extracellular fluid movement
Cellular component (GO): sperm principal piece; microtubule cytoskeleton; axoneme
Molecular function (GO): microtubule binding
Source: RefSeq, a predicted model, not a curated record